AUGAUCUCUUCAGUUGACACAGCAGAUUUAUUAACAGAAGAGGCAUCUAGUACGAAAGAUAAAACAUAUAUUAGUGCAUUCUUUAUUACAGCUCCAGUCUUUAUUGGAUACGCAUGCUGUUUUUCAUUGCAGCACAGACUUGGUAAUGUUUUUGGAUUAGCAGAUGGUGCUGCAGGUAAUUCAAGAUCAUACUACUACGGAAUUGGCACAUCUUUUGUUUACUUUUUCAAUUUAAUAUUUAGAGUUAUCGGCCACAAUUUACUUUUUGGCUGCUUCUCACCAAGAGUGAGGGUCAUUAUUGCUUUAGCUAGUAUGAUUGUUGGACAAACUAUGCUUAGUGUUGUUGCAAUGGCAAAAUCACCUCCUCACCUUGCCUGGGUAUUCAUUUCAUACGCUUUUUGCGGUGUAUGCGAAGGAUCAUACUGUCCAAAUAUGUUUAACGUUGUGAACAAUUUAGGCAAGACACGCCAACAAGUUGUUACUGCAAUCCCAUUUGGAGUUUCUUUGAUUACAAUUUUAGGUUUUGCUCUAUUUUCUUUUGGCAUGCCUUUCCAAUUGUGCUACAUGUUUACAUCAGUAUGCACAUUUGGCGCAAUUAUUCUUUACCUUAUUAAAAUUUAUCCAGUGGCAAAUACUUCUGCCAGCACAUUUAGCUUUAAGGACUUCUUCAAUGAUUUCAAGAAUAUCAAAGAAUGGUUCCCAAAGAUUUGGGGACAUUGUUUGGUUUUCAUCAUUAACAUGUUUUGCUUAUCGCUAUUCAAUCCAGGAUGCACACUCUAUGCGUUCAAUGAGCGUGUUCAUUAUAAGCUUUUGGGCUUCACACUUCCACAUGAUGCUUUCAUUCUCACUUGCAAUAUCGGAAAUUUCCUUGGUGAUCUUCUCUCACGUAUUGUCAUGGAUAGAAAACGUAUUAUUAAUCCUAUGUUUUUCUUUAUCCUCCUUAUAUUCGGAAUUAUCACUAAUUUGGCAUUAAUUCCAGAAAUCACCCCAUUGGCAUCCUUUGUAUUUGGAUGGGCAAAUGGUGGACUUUAUACACAAACCACUAAACUCAUCGGACUCUUGUUCGUUGACAAGUAUCAUUUAACUGCAAUGAGUACUUGGUUAUUCGUUGGUGAUAUUGGCUCUACUUCAGGUUCAAACUGUGUUCAGCCAAUGCGCCCUGUUCUUGUAGGUAUAAAGCAAAUAGAGUAUUAG
Molecule: messenger RNA, 1194 nt
Organism: Trichomonas vaginalis G3
Lineage: Eukaryota; Parabasalia; Trichomonadida; Trichomonadidae
Product: Major Facilitator Superfamily (MFS) general substrate transporter family
Exons: 1
Coding region: 1-1194 (397 amino acids)
Source: RefSeq, a predicted model, not a curated record